This is a messenger RNA of Hansenula ciferrii, 1416 nucleotides long. It is a transcript of the gene COQ6, whose product is annotated as putative N,N-dimethylaniline monooxygenase COQ6. Gene Ontology annotation, cellular component: mitochondrion. Gene Ontology annotation, molecular function: 2-octaprenyl-6-methoxyphenol hydroxylase activity; oxidoreductase activity, acting on paired donors, with incorporation or reduction of molecular oxygen, NAD(P)H as one donor, and incorporation of one atom of oxygen; FAD binding. The coding region runs from base 1 to 1416 and encodes 471 amino acids. NCBI's taxonomy places the organism in Eukaryota, Fungi, Ascomycota, Saccharomycetes, Phaffomycetales, Wickerhamomycetaceae. The transcript has a single exon. Gene Ontology annotation, biological process: ubiquinone biosynthetic process. The record is from RefSeq and is a predicted model, not a curated record.
AUGUCACUCAUUUUCAAGAGAGCACUGGCUACAGCAAAGAGCGUGGUUCCACCUGUGAAAACAGUAGACGUUUUGAUUAUUGGUGGUGGUCCAGCUGGUCUUACAUUAGGAGCAUCUUUAAAAAAUUCAUCAAUAACUAAAGAUUUAAAAAUUGAAUUGGUUGAAGGUUUUAAUUUAGAUCCUGUUAAGAAAUUUUAUGAUGAAACUCCUGAACAUUUCACAAAUAGAGUUGUUAGUUUAACACCACAAACUAUUAAUUUUUUGGAAAAGACUGGUAGUUGGAAAUUUAUUAAACAAGAUAGAAUUCAACCAUAUGAUUCAAUUGUUGUUACUGAAGGGUUAAGUGAUGCAAAAAUUGAAUUUGAUCAUCAUUCAAUGGCCACCAUGGUGGAGAAUGUAAAUAUUCAAUCAUCAUUAUAUCAAAGAAUAAAAGAAUUAGAACAAGAAAGUGAACUUAAAAGUGAAGAUUUUGGAUUAAAUUUAAGAGAUAAUACUCGUGUUGAACAAAUAACUAAAGAUGAAACAAAUCAAUGGCCUGUGGUACAUUUAUCAACAGGUGAACAAAUCAAAACAAGAUUAUUAGUUGGUGCUGAUGGUUUCAAUUCUCCAGUAAGAAAAUUUUCAGGUAUUGAAUCAAGAGGUUGGUUUUAUAAUAGAUUUGGUGUUGUUGCUACAUUAAAAUUAGAAUUCCCAGUUUUUAAAUACGCAGGAUGGCAAAGAUUUUUACCAACAGGUCCAAUUGCUCUUUUACCUUUACCAGAUGAUAAUGCAACUUUAGUUUGGUCACAAACUGUGGAAAAUUCUGAAAUGUUAACCAAGAUUGAUAGUGAGAUUUUCAUUAAUUUAAUUAAUGCAGCGUUUGUAUUGGAAGAUGUUGAUAUGCAGUUUUAUUAUAAACAACUUAAUAAAGGAGAAACUGAAGGAUUAAUUGAAGAUAUUCAAUGGAGAAUAAAUCAUGCAACUCAAAAAUAUUCAGAUGAACAAUUAGAAGAAAAUUUCCCACUAAAAGUUGUUUCUAUUGAAGAAAAUUCUCGUGCUAGAUUCCCCCUCAAGUUAUCACAUGCUGAUUCUUAUGUUUCAGAAAGAAUUGCCCUAGUUGGUGAUGCUGCACAUACUACACAUCCAUUAGCAGGUCAAGGUCUUAACAUGGGUCAAAUGGAUGUUCAAUCCUUAGUUGGGGCUAUUGAAAAAGGUAUGCAAAGAGGAUUGGAUAUUGGGAAUCCAUUAGUAUUAGAGCCUUAUUGGGCUGAUCGUUAUCCAGAAAAUCAUUUGCUUUUGGGUGUUGUUGAUAAAUUACACAAGUUAUAUUCAAUUAGAUCUGAGCCAAUUGUGGCAUUAAGAAGUUUUGGAUUGAAAGCUGUUAAUUCCAUGUCGCUUUUAAAAGAUUUCAUGAUUGGUAAAGUAUCUGGUAAAUAG